CCGCUGCUUCAAAACGAAAGUGAAAGUAGCCUCGAUUUCAAUGUAAUCCACGUGAUUUCAACACCGGCAGAGAUUCUUACCAUUUACUAGGCAGAUUUAAAGAACAAAAUGGCUGUGACAGAGGUAUCUAGUAACAGAAUGUUUGAUGGCUUGCAGAAAGUCUUUAGUCAUGAGAGUACAGAAUGCAAAUGUACCAUGAAGUUUGGGAUAUAUUUACCACCUCAAUCUGACUCAAAGAAAUGUCCUGUACUGUAUUGGUUAUCAGGAUUAACAUGUACUGACCAAAACUUUGUAACUAAAGCUGGUGCCCAGAAGUAUGCUGCCAAACAUGGUAUAAUAGUUGUAGCACCAGACACCAGUCCACGUGGCUGUAAUAUCGCUGGAGAAGAUGACAGUUAUGACUUUGGAUCAGGGGCAGGGUUCUAUGUCAACGCCACACAGGAUCCAUGGAAAACAAACUAUAGGAUGUAUGCUUACGUUACACAGGAGCUACCAGCUUUAAUAAACAGUAAUUUUCCUGUUGAUGUUGGAAAACAAUCAAUUUCUGGACAUAGUAUGGGUGGACAUGGUGCCUUAAUUUGUGCCCUGAAAAAUCCUGGCCAGUAUAAAUCUGUUAGUGCUUUUGCUCCAAUUUGUAACCCAAUGAACUGCCCAUGGGGUGUCAAGGCCUUUACUGGUUACCUUGGAGAGGAUAAAGAAGCAUGGAAGGAAUAUGAUGCUACCUGUCUAGUUAAGAAGUACAAUGGCCCACCAUUAGAUAUAUUAAUUGAUCAGGGUAAAGCAGACAAUUUUUUAGCCCCAGGACAAUUACUACCUGAUAACUUUGUGGCAGCAUGUACAGAAAGUAAAACACAAGUCACCCUCAGGAUGCAGGAGGGAUAUGACCACAGUUAUUACUUCAUGGCCACAUUUAUAGAGGAUCACGUCAAUCACCAUGCCAAAUUCCUGAAGUGAACUACACACAGAUUGUGAUUGACUUAGAUGAUUGUAGUUUUCAAACAGUGAUUCAGACAAUCAUAUGAAUGAUUAGGUUGAUUAUAAUGAUAAAAAAAAUUCAGCUAGAAAAAAACAUUUUAUACUAAAGUAAAAUAGAUUCAUAGACUUGUGUCCUUAGUAGUUAUGAUUUUAUCUGAUAAUUUGAUAAUUUGAUAGGAGUUUGGAGAUAAAUCAUGUAUACUCUGUAAUCUUUGUUGACAUUGAUUGUAUUAAACAUUUUGUAUUGCAGUGCAUCAUGCUGAUAUUAACAGUCAAUGACUGGGUACAAAUAAAGUCAUUUACCAUGAAGUGAAUGCAAUUCUUAUCUGUCUGGGUUGUUAAAACUGAAUAAUAGCUUGUUCGAGUUAGUGAUCAGCAUUAGGAAUUUCACUAUUAUGUUGAUAUUGAACUUUAGUAAUAAUCCAAUAUGUUUUGCACUGGCUUGCUGUUUCUACUGAUUCCUUUGUCAUAUUGAUAAAAUAACCUAAUAUAUAAUCCAGAAUAAAAGUAAUUAUAUGAUAAUAAAUAACCAUUCUUUUGA
Mytilus trossulus (common blue mussel) is the source of this 1516-nucleotide messenger RNA. RefSeq names its product S-formylglutathione hydrolase-like. Lineage: Eukaryota; Metazoa; Mollusca; Bivalvia; Mytilida; Mytilidae. The transcript is spliced from 10 exons. Gene Ontology annotation, cellular component: cytosol. The record is from RefSeq and is a predicted model, not a curated record. Gene Ontology annotation, biological process: formaldehyde catabolic process. Gene Ontology annotation, molecular function: S-formylglutathione hydrolase activity. Bases 109 to 954 code for a protein of 281 amino acids.